CCGAUUUCUGCUUCCGAUGCAGUCAGUCGUUGCAUCGUUAUCUUUCGUGUUUGCACUUUGCAUCCUACGACCGGGACGGAAUUGUGCCAUUGGGCACUUUCCAAAUGAAUCUCAUCAGACCAACAGUGUGACCGCAGCUGCCGCAUCCAUGGCAACCGAAAAGAACAAAUCGGAAGCGAUUCCGUUGACGGGCAUCGAAGAUAAGCAGCCUACAGCUCUGAUUGGUCACAGCUACGAUGAUGCGCUGAAGGAGGCCGGCUUUGGUCGAGCACAGAUAUGGAUGACCUUGCUAUGCGGGUUCUCGGUGAUGGCCUCGGCCAACGAAUCCAUGGGCAUGGGAAUCAUCCUGCCAGCUAGCCAGUGCGAUCUAGAGCUGGAUCUGUCCCGGAAGGGAGUGAUUAGCGGUGCUGUGUUCAUGGGAAUCAUGGUAUCUACGUACUAUUGGGGUUACCAAACGGAUGUUCGUGGCCGGAAGGCGGUUCUGAAGGUGACGCUUCUGGCGGCAGCAGCCUGCUCUUUUGUGGCCACGUUCGUGAAUCAAUUUGAAGUGCUAGUAGUGUUGCGAUUCAUAGUCGGGCUGUUUAUUUCAGCUCCUGCUUCGGCGGCCAUCGUGUACUUGGGAGAGUUUUGUCCUUCGACGAAGCGAGGACAAAUGAUUGGCUAUGCCUGCGCUCUUGGAGGCAUGGGAUUCGGAUACGUGGCAGUGUUCGGCUGGUGGAUUCUGUCGUACGAAUGGACGAUUGAGGUUACUGAGUUCUUCACGAUACGACCUUGGAGGAUGCUUUUCCUGGUGAAUACUUUACCCGGUUUUGUAUCUGGCUUGGUAUUUUGCCUGUUUCCGGAAACUCCGAAGUUUCUGCUGUCUCAGGGUAAAACGGGAGAAGCGCUGAAAGCGCUUCGUUGGCUUCACAGGCAGAACAAAGGUUACCGCGAGCGAUUCGCAGUGCAGAAGCUUCAGUGUGAUGUCAAACGGCCGGUAGCGAUGGAGGCUGAACCGGAACAAAAGUCUAGCAUUCUUAGGAAUCUUUGGACGCAAAUUUCGCCAUUGACUAAGUUUCCACAUUCCUUGUACUUGGUGGCCUGCAGCAUACAAACUGCUACGGCGUACAUUACGUACGGUGGUCUUGGAGUUUGGUUCCCUCAGAUAAUGAACAUUGUGUUCAAAUCGGAAGUGACGACUGGAGCUAAGAUCUGCUCAAUAAUUCAAAUCAAUCCGCCCGUCAAUGCUAGUUCAUCUAACAUCACCAGCCCUAUAGAUGUCUCAGAUUGCAAUGACACUUUACAGCAGGAAGUCUUCAUCUACACCCUUCUUUCCGGACUUAUGUGCGGCGGUUAUAUGCUUCUGAGUUCCAUAAUCCUCAGUAAACUCACGGAGAAAACGAUGAUCUACAUCAACAUGAUCACCGCUGGUUGCGCAGGCAUCGCACUCCAGUACAUCACCCAUUCCUACGUGGUGGCAGCACUGUUCUGUGUGCAGAUUGUCGCCGCCGCCAUGUGCAUUGUUCUGGUCCGUUCGAUCCAAGUAGCCGCCUUCCCGACGCAGGUCAGGGCAACCGCCAUUUCUUUGACCAAUCUAGCAGGCCGCGUCGGACUGAUAAUCUCCAACGUCGUCACCGGCCUACUGAUCGUCCAACAGUGCACCUUUACACUGUACACCAUAGCAACCCUACUGUUUGUGAGCGCAGGGUUGAACGCAUUGCUUCCCUGACGAAUGCCGCCUCCAACACUUCGCUAAACACCGUAAUCUCCACCCAGCGAAUGGAAAGUGAAAAUGAUGAACAUUCGCAGCCCGAUCCAGAAGAAAAGAUAUCAAUUGGAUUCACUUUCAUCCGCGAACAACCGUGAAAUAUGAAUGUUUUGACUGGUAUGCGACCAGAAAGGGAGAAAUCCACCCAUCAUCCGGCAGACAAACGAAGAAAAAACCCGAAUCGCAUGUUUACACGCUACAUUUCAAUGUUAUAUUUAGAUUUCGUUUUUCAAUCUGGUUCCGUGAUUGAUUGGCUUCCGAUGAGGAUGAUUUGCUGAAUCGAGAGCAGAGGCUCGCAUUAAUUUCCGAUAAGUUACGCUCGAUUUGAGCUCGUGCGAAUAGGGAGAACUUUAAAAUUCCGACCCGUUUCUAGGUUAGGAGGAUGAUCCGAACAUUGAUUGAAUAAAACGGUAGUUGGAGUACGGGCUGCUUAUUGGAAAAUUGAA
Messenger RNA from Aedes aegypti (yellow fever mosquito), 2193 nucleotides. Its product is annotated as synaptic vesicle glycoprotein 2B. The coding region runs from base 17 to 1708 and encodes 563 amino acids. Gene Ontology annotation, biological process: transmembrane transport. NCBI's taxonomy places the organism in Eukaryota, Metazoa, Arthropoda, Insecta, Diptera, Culicidae. The transcript is spliced from 3 exons. Gene Ontology annotation, molecular function: transmembrane transporter activity. The record is from RefSeq and is a predicted model, not a curated record.